Molecule: messenger RNA, 962 nt
Organism: Acromyrmex echinatior (Panamanian leafcutter ant)
Lineage: Eukaryota; Metazoa; Arthropoda; Insecta; Hymenoptera; Formicidae
Gene: mRpS28
Product: mitochondrial ribosomal protein S28
Cellular component (GO): mitochondrial small ribosomal subunit
Source: RefSeq, a predicted model, not a curated record
GUAUUUAUAUAAACUCAGCUUUCCUUAAGGCCAAUGUCCACGUUAAAGCCAAUGUUAGAAAUUGGUCUGAGAGACCUCAAAGGAAGAAAGAAUUGACCAAUCGCAUUGGUCAUGUGACCAAAUCAUUCAAAUGUGAUUUGUAAAUUUUUUCUCUAUAUGAAAUCUUGAUUGAUUUCUAGCAUAAUAGACAUUGGGCUUUAGGAUAUUAAACCUAACCUAAAAUUAUUGACGGUACACAAGUGUGACAAUACAGAAAACGGAUUUUUUAUUGUCAUCAUGAACAAGAUACGUCGUCUCGAGAGAACGUUAAUGCAUUUGCGAUCUCUCGGCGUUCUGAGAGCGAGUUCCUCGUCCACGAGAUGUUUUAGCACGAGUAAAGAUUCAGAGGAACAAAGCAAGAAUUCGUCUGUGGAAUCCAAUAUCGAGAAGAAACCUGCAAUACAAGUAAAUGAGAAUGCAGAAGCUGUUCAGGAAUCUGAAGCGAAAUUGAGUGGUUUUGCACGAAGUUACGAAAAAUUCUCGCACAUUGAUGAUAAAAAACCAGAAACGCCACAGACAUUUGUUUCCUUAAUUCGCAACUCCAAAUUUGUCGAUUUGGGUGAUCCGGAAGGAAAAGUCGUAACUGGUGAGGUAUAUCACGUGGUUGGUGAUGAUCUGUAUAUUGAUUUUGGAUGGAAGUUCCACUGUGUUUGUCAAAGACCUGUCAAGAAUGGACAAUACUAUGUGAGAGGAUCUAAGGUUCGAUUAAGGAUAAAGGAUUUGGAACUUUCCUCCAAGUUCUUAGGUGCUGAAACGGAUAUAACUCUUCUGGAAGCUGAUUGUACUUUAAUCGGCUUAAUAUCGUCACCUUUGAAAAUGACAGAACAAAGAACGACAACCAGAAGACUGAGAAUACGAGAUAUUUUGUAAUUAUUAACGUUAAUUUUAUAAUAUCUAUGUUAAAUAAACUAUAAAAUAUUAUA